Messenger RNA from Pocillopora damicornis (cauliflower coral), 1206 nucleotides. RefSeq lists its product as uncharacterized. NCBI's taxonomy places the organism in Eukaryota, Metazoa, Cnidaria, Anthozoa, Scleractinia, Pocilloporidae. The record is from RefSeq and is a predicted model, not a curated record.
AAGUCGAAGUCUUCUAACGCUAACUUGUGGUGGAUUUCACAGCCAAAUCCUUCCAGCAUGAGUACAAGCACACUAUUAGAGGUAUUUGGUCACAUGGUGGUCAGUUUUACGAAAGGCGUGAUAGCGUUUUACAACCCAGAUGAACCAGAGUUCACGUCAGAGUCCUUGGGCUACAAUCCAUUAGAAAGUACAGGUCGAGAGUGGGACUAUCAUCCCUUGGAUGAGUUCAUUUAUCAAGAAUACAGCGAUAGAGGGCACACACCUGGCUCCUCUUAUAUACCGUCAAGAAAUAUUGCUGUAAGAGUUAUAGACGCUUGCUCACCCGAAGAAAAGGAAGAAACACGAGGUGAACAGCGAGGAGAUGACAGAGCAAUGGCUUGGAAGAGUUUCAGACCUUCCACUUGUCACACAAUUUGGAAAUCACUGUAUACUGGAACUUUGAUUUCAUUACUAACUGCAGCAAUCAUCGGCUCUCUAUUCUCGUCGUUCACUUAUCUCUCUUACGAAACUGUACUCGAUUGUCCGUUCCACUCCAUUGAGUCAAUUCCGUCACAGAUACAAUGGAUGAAAUGUAUAUCCGGGAUCUUAUCUUCUGCCUUUGUAUACAUGUGGUUCCCUGUGAGUAUGUUACUUCUAUUUCGUCCUUACCAGUUAAUCGGAGUGAAAAUGAAACUGGCGCUUGCUGCUUUCUCAGUGUAUUGCUUGGAUACCCUUUAUCGUGUUGGACUACAGGCCUUUGAAGUUUUACAGUCCAAGGCAUUCACAUCACCGAAACUUCCGCUCAACUUUCUGUUUCUUCUUAGUGUAUGUUUGCAAGUUUAUCUUGUAACGAGCCACUUCUCGGUCAGCCUUUCGAGGAGGCAACGAGUUUAUUUAUUCUUACAACUGAUUCUUCCAAGCUGUUUCAGUUACAUUGUUACUUUCAUUACAAUUUACACAAUUUACCCGGCAUACAAUAAACAAAAAAAUGAAGGUAAAUUACUGAUUGCCAUCCUCGCUCCUCUGGUUGGAUUUGUACUCAAAGUAAUUUGUAGGAUUUCUGUUCAGCGGCUAAGGAACGUUACACAUCCGGGAUAUUCAUACGUAUUACUGGCGCCGCUGUACUUCGGAUCAGCGAUUGUGUUUCGAGUUUUACAAGCAGAUCUAGACAGUUUGCGAUCUAUGGCUAUUCUUGGAAUAGUUCAUGGAAUUGCGGAGGUCUUAGAA